Messenger RNA from Paramuricea clavata, 339 nucleotides. The record is from the annotation of a GenBank genome assembly. Lineage: Eukaryota; Metazoa; Cnidaria; Anthozoa; Malacalcyonacea; Plexauridae.
AUGCUUGGGUCAAUUGCUGUUUAUCAUAGUGGUGGGAUUAUGGGAAGGGAUAAGUAUCGAUCUGUUUAUAAAGCUAGUUUGUAUAGGCAUGUUUCAAAGAAGCGAGCUGUGUGUAUAAAAGUUGCAAACUGCCCUACCCCUAAAUUUGUUCCUUACCAUAGGCUGAUGUCAUAUAUUAAGUCCAUUGAGGCUGGUAAGUUGCACAAUGUUUGGGAAGAAUUAUGUGAUGGACUGGAUGAAAAUGAGAAAAUGAAUGGUUUCUCCAGAGAUAUUGAGGAGUUAGUAUUAAAGUUAGCUGAUUUUUAUUUAAAUAAUGAUCAGUACAGUCCUAACUUUUGA